This is a messenger RNA of Colletotrichum abscissum, 1068 nucleotides long. RefSeq lists its product as uncharacterized. The record is from RefSeq and is a predicted model, not a curated record. Lineage: Eukaryota; Fungi; Ascomycota; Sordariomycetes; Glomerellales; Glomerellaceae. The transcript is spliced from 2 exons. The coding region runs from base 1 to 1068 and encodes 355 amino acids.
AUGCUGCCCUCAUCGGUGCGGCGCGUGGUCGCUUCGGCGCCGCAGUCCCCUCUCGUCGCCUCCCUCACCACCUCCGCUCCGAGAGCGGCGACGGCCACCAUCACCCUUCAGCAGAGACCCGUCGGUGGCCACCAGAGACGAUGGUCCUCCUCGAGCCCCUCGAACCCGAAUAACAACGGAUCCAAGGACAUUCCUGCCCAGGGCCAGUCCGUCCAUGCCUCGACAUCAUCGAGCUCCAGCAGCAGCGGCAAGGCCAACGGCGAGAAGCGGAAACGAAAGAGCAAGGACAGCGCCGAUAGGGAGGCUGCGCAGAAGCUGCCCAGCGUGCCCAGCACACAACAUCUUUCCCAAGAAGCUCUCGGCUUGUCAACCUUUUUCUCGCUGCACCGGCCGAUAUCUGUGACCCACAGCAUGCCCAAGUCAGUGACGGAAGAAGCCUUCGCCGCCAUCUUUAAGCCCCGGAGCAGGGCGAACAAGGUCACCGACGUCAUCUCAACACUAUCGCGGACGACCGACGACCUCGAGGGCGCCAUGGCCAAGAUGACCAUCGGCCACCAGGAGACGGAUGCGUCAGGCGAGCCCGUCCAAAAGAUCGACUUCAAGAACCCCGACGGCACCGAGUCGAGCGUCUACGUCCAGCUCAACAGCAUGGCCGGCCAGUUCGUCCCCUUCCGCCCUCCCCCGGCCCCCGAGGCCAUGGGCGAGACCGCCGACGCCGCGACAUCCCACGCCGCCGCCGCCGAGUCCGCCGUCGAGGACCUCCUCGACGAGACCCCCCACCACCGCGUCUACAAGGCCAUGUUCACCAUCGAGGAGACGACCGACGCCGACGGCCAGGUCCAGGUUCUCGCCCACAGCCCCAAGAUCAUGCAGGACGGCGGCGACGCGCCCCGCUCGUUCCUCGAGCGCAUGGCCCUGCGCCAGAUGAAGUUUGACGAGGCGCAAGGCCACGAUACCAUGCACGCCCUCAGCGUCAAGCGCCAACGCAAGCUCAAGAUGAAGAAGAAGAAGUACAAGAAGCUGAUGAAGCGCACGCGCAACCUGCGCCGCAAGCUGGACAGAAUCUAA